CCUGAGAAUGGAUCAUGUCACUGAGAACAAUUGUCACAGUCCUUAUGUUUUUGACUGCGAAGAAAAGCAAGCUGACUGCAAACACAGAUUGAUUACUGAUAUCCCGAUUCCUGAUGCAAAUGACCCUGAUGUUUUUGAGCCUGACUGUGAUCUUCAUAAUCCUGUUGCUGUUACCUAUCGAGAUGUCUCUGCAGCUUAUUAUCGAAUUCGCGAUGGAAUCAUUCGGACACCCUGCAAGAAAUCACAACUUUCCAAAAUAUACAAUAUGAAUAUAUUCUUGAAACUAGAGCUUCAGCAAGUUACGGGAAGUUUCAAAGAACGAGGAGCACGCAAUUUCUUACUUCAACUGACUCCGGAACAGGCCAAGCGUGGAGUGAUUGCAUCAAGUGCAGGCAACCAUGGACAGGCUUUAGCCUAUCAUGGAAAAAAUCUGAACAUCCCUGUUACAAUCGUGAUGCCGGUUUUCGCGCCCCUGAUGAAAGUAGAAAACUGUCUCUCGCACGGAGCUAACGUUGUUUUGAAGGGAACCGAUAUGAGUCAGGCGAAACCAUACGCCCUGAAGGUGGCGAAAGUAAACGACAUCCGCUACGUUAAUGGCUACGAUCAUCCACAAGUUUUGGCUGGUCAAGGCAGCGUUGCGUUGGAAAUAAUGGAGCAAGUCCCCACUGUGGAUGCUAUUCUCGUACCGGUUGGUGGUGGUGGACUGUUGGCUGGAAUUGCUGUGGCAGUCAAAGGGAUCAAUCCUAAAGUGCAAGUCAUUGGCGUGGAAUCGGAUCAAUGUGCGGGUUUUGGAAGGUCCAUACAAGCAGGAGAAGUUACCUACACUCCCUGUGCACCAACCAUUGCAGAUGGCUUGGCUGUCCCCUUGGUAGGCGUCAACUCUCUGCAUACCUGCCUGGGUCUGGUGGACAAGAUGAUCACAGUGGAAGAGUCACACAUUCACAGAGCGAUUAUACGAUUACUCGAGGUGGAAAAAUGCGUUGCCGAAGGUGCGGGGGCCACAGCACUUGCAGCGAUUUUGGCGGGUUAUCUUCCAGAGCUGGAGGGUAAAACUGUGGUCCCCAUAAUAUCGGGAGGCAAUAUCGACACAACCGUACUUGGUCGUGUGAUUGAUCGGGGCUUAACAUUGGAAGGUCGCUUAUGCCGUUUCCUUGUGGUCGUAUCAGAUAGACCCGGAGGAAUUGCCGAAAUGUGUUGCAUGCUACGUGAUCUUGGAGUCAGCAUCAAAGACAUAUUCCACGAACGAGCCUGGCUAAAAUCCAGUAUAUUUAAUGUACAGUUGAGAGUUGUGUGUGAAACGCGUGAUAUCAACCAUGCUGCUCAACUGGAGCGAGCCCUUCGAAAAAAAUACGCCGAAGUACUUUGGGGAUCAGCGGCCAUUUAGUGAAUACCGUGCAGUAAAUACGGUACGAAAUGCCAUCUACGCAAAUUUCCAGACGGCUGCCAAACAAAACCGUUGAUUCCGUUUUCUUUUCUAUUGCAAAAGCGCUCGUGAUUAGCGCAACUAAUUUUCACACAAGUGCCUCGAUUUCGUCGCUUCCCUUUCUCAUCGAGAAGAACAACAAAUGCAUCAAGCACCAACUUAUUUCUGUAUACUAUGUGCUUUCAUGACCUCAAUUUAUAAAAUUACUAUUUUGUAAUGGCGCCACCGAACGCUUUUGUAAAUGAGAAGUAUUUUUUUACCCACAAAACAUCACAAUCUACUACCACUGCUU
Messenger RNA from Opisthorchis viverrini, 1715 nucleotides. RefSeq lists its product as hypothetical. NCBI's taxonomy places the organism in Eukaryota, Metazoa, Platyhelminthes, Trematoda, Opisthorchiida, Opisthorchiidae. Bases 8 to 1384 code for a protein of 458 amino acids. The transcript is spliced from 10 exons. The record is from RefSeq and is a predicted model, not a curated record. Gene Ontology annotation, biological process: L-threonine catabolic process; L-serine catabolic process. Gene Ontology annotation, molecular function: L-serine ammonia-lyase activity; threonine deaminase activity.